UUAAUCUUCUUGCCCGUAGGACGUAACGUCCGUGCGUAUUAUACACCCGUUGAAUAUGUAAUCAAAGAUUGUAGUGGACCUUUGGAAUUGACAUAAUCGGAAAUUCUAAUUGAAUACGUAUCAAGUAUUCAGAGCCGGAGCCGUUGCUUCAUUCAACUUGGGUCGAAACAAUUGCUAGGAGUAAUCGAGAAGUACACAUUACAUUCUGCCAAAGUUGACAAUCUACGAAAAAAUGAUUACUAAUACGGGGAAACUCGCUGGGCGUACGAUUUUUAUCACGGGAGCAUCGCGAGGCAUUGGAAAACAAAUUGCUCUGAAGGCAGCUCGAGAUGGUGCCAAUAUUGUUGUUGCUGCAAAAACUGCUGAUCCUCAUCCAAAAUUACCUGGAACCAUUUAUAGUGCUGCCAAAGAAAUCGAAGCUGCAGGUGGCAAAGCAUUGCCGUGUGUAGUAGACGUCAGGGAUGAAACACAGGUCAUUUCGGCAGUAGAGAAUGCAGUAAAAAAAUUUGGUGGGAUAGACGCUCUCAUUAAUAAUGCCAGUGCUAUUUCUCUGACGAGGACUUUGGACACAGAUAUGAAGCGAUAUGAUUUAAUGCACAACAUCAAUACAAGAGGAACAUUUCUCGUAUCUAAAAUAUGUCUUCCAUAUUUAUUGAAGAGCCCAAAUCCACAUAUUGUUAAUAUAAGCCCUCCACUUAACUUGGCGCCUCAUUGGUUUGCUCCUCAUGUUGCUUACACCAUGGCCAAGUACGGUAUGUCGAUGUGCGUUCUUGGUAUGGCGGAGGAAUUCAAAGAAAAUGGAGUUGCAGUAAAUGCAGUAUGGCCUAAGACAGCUAUACAUACUGCAGCUAUUGAAAUGCUGACUGGCCCGGAUUCUAGUAAUCACAGUCGAAAACCAGAAAUUGUUGCCGACACUGUCUACAGUCUACUCUGCAGAGAUUCACGGUCUGUAACAGGACAAUUCUUUGUAGAUGAAGAUUAUCUUAGAAAUGAAGGUGUCACAGACUUCACACAAUAUGCGUGUAACCCAGAAUACAAGGACAAGCUGAUGCCAGAUUUCUUCUUAGACAUUGAUCCAGUCACAAUCUUAGGAACUUUUGCAAAAGGAGGCGCAACCAAAGCACUGAAUGACCAAGCUGCCAGUAAAGAUACCAAGGUGACUGACUCAGGCGGCGAUAAAGUGCAGGAGAUAUUUACAGUUAUACAAGCUAACCUUAGCAGUGAGCUAGUAAACAAGACUGGAGCAAUUUUUCAAUUUAACGUCAAAGGAGACGAAGCUAGCACAUGGUUCAUAGAUCUGAAAAAUGGUAAAGGCACAGCUGGCAAAGGUGAGCCUGGGCAACCAGCUGACGCUACAUUAACUAUGGACUCGAAAAACUUUUUUGCAAUGUUUGGUGGUAAACUGAAACCUGCAACAGCUUUUAUGACCGGCAAGCUGAAGAUUACUGGUAGUCUUCAGAAAGCAAUGAAAUUGGAAACUUUGAUGAAUAGAUUAAAAUCAAAGCUUUGAACGGAAAGAAAAUGUUAAUUGAUUUUCAUCAUUAUAGAAGAGGUGAACUGCCUAAAUUUUUUUUCACCAAAUGAUCACCUGUAAUUUGUGCGCGUGAUCUCACAAUUUAUUUCCAAAUAAAGUCAAGUAAUGAGAGGAUAAAUCAUGAUUCAUACAAAUAAAAAUGAAUUCGAAAAGUAAAAAAUAAUAAAAUAAUAAAAAAAUUCGAAAGUAAAGAAUAUAAUCUAUAAUUAGAUAAAGAAAGUGAAACGAAAACGUUUUUAUAUAAACAAAUAAGCAAGGAUUUAAUUAAAAAUAUUUUAAAUCAUAUCCUAUAGAAAUAUGUAUACAUGAUAUAUUUUUUUACACAUCAACUGGAGUCAAUUUAUAUAUUUACAAUCAAUAAAGCAUUAUGUUGUGUUUGUUAUUUA
Molecule: messenger RNA, 1920 nt
Organism: Neodiprion fabricii
Lineage: Eukaryota; Metazoa; Arthropoda; Insecta; Hymenoptera; Diprionidae
Gene: Hsdl2
Product: hydroxysteroid dehydrogenase-like protein 2
Exons: 8
Coding region: 233-1510 (425 amino acids)
Cellular component (GO): mitochondrion
Source: RefSeq, a predicted model, not a curated record